Molecule: messenger RNA, 18953 nt
Organism: Porites lobata
Lineage: Eukaryota; Metazoa; Cnidaria; Anthozoa; Scleractinia; Poritidae
Source: the annotation of a GenBank genome assembly
AUGUUAUUCUGGCCCUGUUCCAGCUACGUUGUUCUCGUUCGUCAAGACGAGAUUCCUUCCAUCAACCAAUUUAUUCUUAUCAUCUUCCGUUUGUGCACAUUGCGCAAUCGGAUAACCAGGCCAGCACAAUCUUGUAUACCAUAAACGACCUCUACUUCUGUGGUGACUCUUGACAUAAAGAGAUCACUUAUGUACCACCUUCACAUUGAACUUCACUUUUAGAAAGUAUAAUUCUGCUGAUUUUGAGUGCCCCAUUACCGCGAGCUACUCGUUGGGCGCCCAGAGACUCGAGGUUUUAACCACACCUUUAAAGAUACCGAGUGCUAGGGAUCGAUGGAUGAAUGGACGGAUAAAAUUCGCGCAAUGAGCCAGCAGACAUACAUGACCGGAGGCGGCUGAGACUUCCGACAACCUGCAAAGACAAAACUACUAGAGGUGCCUGGAACGCAUAAAUUACAAUCGUUGAAAUUCAAAGCUUUGACUUUACCUGAAAAGGAUAUCUAAAUACACAAAAAAUUUAUAAAAACGAACAAGUUUUAUUUCUAAAAACUGGUGGCUAUUAGAAUAGGUUCACCGAGCACAUUGUGGAAAUUAAUAAAACAACUCUUGGCCCUGAAGUUUUUGAACUUUUAAGUCACAACUUUCAUGUCUGAAGGGGUUACAAAUAGUGUAUAUUGAGUAAAACUGAGGAACAAUGCAGUUUGCGAUUUAUACGAAAGAUUACUCUUUUUAACUCGUGGGGACACGCGAGCGUACCACGAGUUAUUGCAGGGACAAGGAUAUGCAAAUUAGUCACUCGCACACUCGUAGCAGACGGACAUUGGGUCGAGGCUAGUCCGAAUUCUUAUGAGAACGUGCUCGUUCGCUGCUCAGACUCAGAGUUUUCUUUGUGGCAAAUUUUCUACACCACGGUUAGAGGUCUUACCAAAUUUAAGACACGCAAGAGUCUUUCAGAUGAGUACGAUGGUUAACUUCGGGAUUGAAUUGACGAGAAGAUGAGCAUUUGCUCUUCGACUCCGCAAGAUCACUGGGGAUAUACAAAUUCCAGCUUGCUGGAAAGUGAUCUUAAAAUGAGAAAAUAUCAUGUCAUGCUAUUCCUAAGAACCUGCAUGAGCCAGAAAUGGAUGUGACUUUGACCAUUAGCUUCCGAAAUAAUGGAAAGUGAAACAGGGGCCGGCUAUAUGUUUCCGUCGUACUUCGCAGACAGUGUAUCAGCUCAGUAAAAGCAUCACAAUGUAUGUUCUUUUUCAUUCAUUCACGCCUUCAAAUAUGCGUUUACACAGGCAUUAAAUAAAAUAUUUUCACCAGAAUGACACUGCAAUCAGUUUUAGUUGGUGAAGUUGGUUAAGGUAACGAGCCGCAACGAGCCCUAGGGUUCGAGUCCUGCUCCCGAGACCUUUAGACCUUUCCUUCCUUCCUUCUUUUUUUCCCCGUUUUUGAUUUCUGGUUUUUCUAUAAAUAUAUACCUUAAUACAUAACUGUUAUUUAAUAAAGUGCAAUAAACAGUAAGAAAAGUAUUGUGUUUCCAGAGAAAAGAUAGUAUAUUAAAUAUAUGGAUAAACAAUCUGAACUUCUAUCAUUUCCCACAAUUUACUGCGGGAAAACCAGAGUUGUUAACCAUUUGAUUAUUUUCCAAACAACUUUCCCACGAGUUGACGAUAGUCUUUCUUUGAUUUUGGUAGAUUCUUCACUCCGAACCACCAACACUGAAAAACAAGUUCAAAACUUGGGCCUCCAGUUACUGGAACCGUCUCGACGGCCUCGCAGUGGUAUCGUUUUUCAUUGGCCUUGGACUCAGACUAUAUCCACCAACGCGUUAUGCAGGUCAUGUGGUUUACUGCUUUGAUGUGGCUAUGUGGAUUAUGCGUUUGUUCUGAUGCACUUUUUGUUAGCAAAUACAUGGACGCUUGGUGAUGAUUGGCAGGAUGGUAAGGACGACAGUUAUUGAAUAUCAUUUAAAUAAUUUAGCUUUAAAAAUUACCUGUCAUUUCCAGUAAUUUCUCUUUGAAAGUCAUAAUUUACUACAUUUACAUUAUUUGUAAGCACGCAUGAUUCAUAUCCUUUACAUAAUGUGAUCGUUACAGCAUCUAAGUGUCACAUGUUGACAUAAAAUAGUCAAAGUCGAAAAAUUAAUAUUCAAUUGAGAAGUCAUGAGCCAAAAACACCAACGAGUUCAGUCCAACCUGGUUGGAAUACUUUCUGAGCCUCAAAACAUGGUAACGAAGCUGAUAGAACUUCAUAACUACUAGAUUAUACAGGCCGUAACAGCGUAAUAAAUGACUGGGGCCGGGGCUGAAGCAGGUGGCCCGGUUAACCCCACACCUACACCACACACCUUUGGUCCCCUCUAGGUUAAGCAUGUGCCUUCUUGGCAUCUCAGAUCACCACAUUGUUGUCUAGUGCCUUUGUUCUUGUCUCUAAUUUUCCGUUUGUGUUGACUUUGACGAAAUGAGAACUUUGUUUGAGAUGACGUAUUUCAAAUGGAAAAUUUGCCAAGCUGUAAUUUACUUUGGGAUUGUUCUUUGAUUCGGAUUGUUUUCUUCGCCGGAGCUUACCAAACUCUGUCACUAGUGCAUGGUUUUGCCGAUAAAGCGUUCUAACUAUUCCACUCAUUUGUUUGGAUUCCUUUUUUUCGGCUGUUUGAAAGACAUUGCAAGACUUUCAAAAUAAACGCGCAAAACCUGAAUUUUACCUAGUACAGUAUUUUUACACCGGCGAUCUGCGGAAACCAAUAAAAGCUCAAAAAGUCAAGUUCUGGGAUUGUCAUUGGAUUCAUUUCGAUCCGUUUUGUUUGACUAUUUUGAUGCUUAAUAAGCAGAUAUUUAACGUUGGUUUGUUUUAGCAGAGCAAAAUACGAUUUCGUUCAUUUACACACCUGGUAAUUACACAGAAGAACAACAAUACAUAAUCUUACUGCUGACCGUUAAUAUACUUUGAAACUUUGGCUUCCAUUGACGGCUGUCCACUCAGUAGAAAUUCACUUUUGGCAGAAUUUAAUUCAAGUCUGGAGAAUUUCUGGGGUGCUCUGAACCCCCCUGCCCUACCUACUACAGGCCUGUUAUAUUAAAUACGACCCAGUGAACAGCGUAUAGCUCCCCGCAUUUUAGUGAAAACAAAUUGAACCUAAUGAGAGUAAAGCAAUGCUAGGUUAUAUAUUCUCAUCAUAAAACAACCAGCUCUGUUUGAAGUCAAGUAACUGAAUCCAAAAGUACUUUUACAUCGAAAUUUACACCGUCAUUUUGAAAAAACUUGAGCAAUUAAAACACAUUCAGGAAAAUUUCUCGAUAUUCUUGUUUUGAAGAUCAUAAAAAUAUUUGGGAAGUCUCGAAACACACCAUUGCAGCUUUUCGUAUUUCUUUGCUUAACUGUUAUUAUUACUUUGUUGCUUGACAUUUUGCUUGAUGGUGUGUGUGCGUCAAUCCAGGCCACCCCAACGCCGAUGCAACCUUACCAAAAAUUCUUUGUUGUGUCUUUUUUUGACUCGCUUCAGGCUUAUUCAGUUUGUGUAUUUCUUCUGAUCGUGGUUUCCUGGCCCUGUGGAAUUCCUCGCAAGCUAUCCUGGCUACUUCAACGAGAGUUCCUUCCUGGUCCAUGGCAUCUCGGUUCUUCUUCAGACCAUACUUUCAGGCCCAUGGAGAACUCUUUUUGGAUGCUCCAGAUAUAAGUAAGUAUUUCGUUUUGAUAAUCGCGGAAUACCAGGUGAUGGCUACCAUUUUGUGAAUAUGUAUUCGAAAAUAGAAGUUUUGUCGAGCGCAAUAUAUAUAGUCCGCGGUUACAAUCAUACUUCCACAGAAAACUUUCGUUAUUCAGCUCGUUUUUUCCUUUGCCUUAAUUUGAUCUUCGAUAAAGAUAUCCUUUACGCUCGAAAUGUGCUCCAUUUGUGAUUGGGGCUCUAUGAGCCUAUGGGUCUGUGGUCCCACGGUUUCUGGUUUUAUGUGUAUGUGGGUCUGGCUGUGGUCGAUAAUUGUCUCGUAUAUUUUAUUCCAGUUGAAAACACAGCGACCGUUUUUGGCACUGCAAGAAAAGAUAGCUACGGGGACACAGUGGUGUUAUUCAUGACUGCGAUUUACUUGCUUGUCGUCAACAUUCUUCUGUUAAAUCUUCUUAUUGCUAUUUUCAAGUAAGUCUCCAACAGUAAAUUGCUCUACUAAAAAGUUGCCUAGGGCUCGUUCAAAUGACCAUAUUCCGAAAUAAGAAAACGUGGAAUAGAGACAAAAAUAUCACUUGUUUUACACUAAGAAAAUCUAGAAAUCUGGAAGAUAUUAACAAAUGAGAUGAAAGUGGUCUUCUAAUGGUCCAAAAAGUGGGGAUUGAACGGAUUGGUCACAAAUUUCUGCGUAUUUUUAUUCCAGAAUUCCAUACAGAAAGAUCGUCAUAAACAGUGGACUAAUUCGUUACGCUAUCACCGUACUAUUAUUUACAUGUAGACCUAGCGUAGAUAAUCGAACUUUAGUUUUACAAUAACUGAGUGAUUUCUCGCACGCUCUUUUGCCGAGAGCUAUGGUCGAUAACAGGGCAGACCAUGGAAAUGAUGUAAUGGUGGAACAAUUUGUUUUUCUCUUUUCUCUCGCGCGCGACCUUCAACCUAAAUUUAUUUCAACAACUGCCAAUGUUAUUGUAAAAAUAUCGACGACAAUUUUCCAUGGUCUGUUCUCUAACCGACCAUAGAAAUGACGUCAAAAUGUUCAAAAGUCAAGUGUAACCACGAGUGGCAGGCGAGUGGUUUUACUGACUUUGACACGUGACGCAAUCGUCUGGUCGUGAACACAGACCGUGCGGAAAAAUUGAUAAAAUCAUUCUUAAAUGGUAAUAAUGAUCCGAACGCUGGUUCUGUCGACUCAACUCUGUUGCUGUCACUGGUUGAGUUCAACUAAAUUCGGUAACGUCGAGGCAAAAAUACGCAAGAAAAAUAUUGCCGAACCAGUCGGGCGCCGCGCAGGGUGUCAGGAAGCUGUCGCUUGCGCUGCCGAAGAAACCAGCAUCGAACACAAUGGAACUCGAAUUCGUUGGCAUGACAGAACCUUUGGGUUGCACCAGUCAUCUGGCCUCUACCGCCAGCCGCGCUGUCUCACCACGAUUGGCGAAGCGAACUCGAUCGGGUCCGAUUGCCUUCGACGGGGAUGGAGACCGUCGAUUAUCGACCAGGGUCUGUCUCCACCGUGACACAAAAGUUGAACUACUUUUAGCUCCGGGGCCAGUUGAACAAAGUUGAUGGUGGAAUACAAGGAAAAUAACAAUUACAUUCCAAAGAAGUUGGUCCCGGAACAAUCAGCAGUUCAAAAUGGCAAUAAGUUACUCAAAGCACAGAAUUAAAUAUUGAUAGUAAACGUUUUAAUGUGGUUAAAAAUGUUUCCGACAAUGUUUUUCUAUUCGAAACCUUUACACCACAUACUAUGCCGAGACAUAUUUCGUUUUCCACGCUACACAGGCUUUGUCAGUCACCAAAAAUUUUUCGUGGCUUCCAGCCGCGCUUCGCACCCGGCUUUGCAAACAUCACGAGCUCAAGUCAAAAUUAACUAACUGAAUAAUGUUUAUGCUUUUGCUCCGUCAUUCAUCAACAGAGAUUCCCUGGUGGAAAGAUUUUCGGGGCUUCAGCGGUUUCAUAGGUCACUUCUGUAGGUUUUAACUGGUUGAUUUCGAUCCAUUUUGUUUAUCUCGAUUAUGAUUGACAACUAACUUUCCCGGAAAGUAUUGUCAUUUUCCUGUAAUCUGAUUGGUCAAAUUUGUCUAGGUGGCCCGGUUAUAGUAGUCGCACUGUAAAGACACCUAAAAAUAUUUUUAAGGGCAUGAAAAUCGCUUGAAAAACCUUAACUAUUAAUGGUGUCCAAAGCUCAUUCUUAAUGAGAAAAUCAAAUAUCAAUCAAAUAUCACUAAAUUAAUUGUAAAAGAUAAGGUGAAAAUGGCUUGAGAAUCCGCAACGUGCGCCUUUUAUGCCAUAAUUCUUACAUCAUUCUUUAUCUACAUGUCUACAUCUACACCUGUGGAGGCGGUUGUGGUCGAGCGGUUAACACCUCGAACUCUGGAUCUGGACAAGGAACUUUACUCCACUUUGUCUCUAUCCCCCCGAGUGUAUGAAUGGGUAGCGGCGACAUACUGCUGGGGGGUAACCCUGCGAUGGACUAGCAUCCCGUCCAGGGGGGAGUAGCAAUACUCCUAGGCAUGCUUCAUGCUAAGGAAACCGGGAUAAUAUAAUCUCCGGCCGUUUGAGUCUUUAGCUCCGGUGGGCCUUUACCGUUACCCUUACUUUACAUAUUAUUAUAGCUAUUUAACUUUCAUCCUUUGCAUCUCAGUAAUACGUACGAGAAAGUGCAGACCAACGCAAAACAGAUCUGGAAGUUUGAGCGUUACAAUCUGGUUAUGGAAUACAAGCAGAGACCUGUCUUAGUACCACCGUUCAUUAUCUUGAAUCAUGUGAUCUACGCUAUAAGAUUCUUGUACCGCUGCUGUGUCAAGAAAUUUAGCAAUCGAAAUGGAAAUCAACAUGCUGCUUCUAAAAUGACAAGUAAGACGUCUAGUUUUUAAAACCAAAGCAACGUUCGCCAAAACUUCCUGGUCUGAACUAUUCAGAUCGAAAAAGGGAGAGCAGAAGGUAAUUUUUAGACAACUGUGUCUUGAUUCGAUCCUGAUAUAUAUGAAAGAAGAAUGCGCAACAACUUCAUCUUAGUUUGUUUACUAACCUUCAGUGUUAGGUUUUCAUGGUUUUUGAUGACAGAGAAGAUGGGAGAUCACAUUCUAAUGACACACCAGUUAAUCGGGUCAACAUUAGAUUCCAUCGUCCAGAACCACAUUAGACACGUCAUGAUUGUUACACAAAGCAGCGCACUGACUAUAGUGAUUAGAGUUGAGAACUGACUAUAAUAAUGCGGUUAAACACUGACAAUAGUGAUUAGGGCUAAGCACUGACUCGAAAUGGUUAGCUUUCAUUUACUGUUAGGUCUGUCACCAUAAACAUGUAAAACGAAGCUGAUCUCGCAGUCGAAUCCACCGAGGUAAAGGUGGUGGAGACGAUAGGAUUCGGUGCCUCAGUGACCCGGGAUCGAUAGGAUUUAGAUUAAGAAAAGAGAUUAGAAGAGCAGACAUUUGAGUGACUUAAAAAUUUCAUGAAAGUGUAGCUAAGAGGGGAAGGUGGUUCUGAAAAAUGGAAUCGAUUGCUGACCAGUUAAUCGCCAUGUAAGCAGCUGUAUUUUAUCUUUCUCUAGGGAAUUCCUAUGACAAUAGCAUGAAAAUUUUCGAAGAGCGAUGCGUGGAUGAAUACCUUAGAGAGAAAAACGCACUGCUUCGUGCCACCCAAGAAGAACAAAUCAGAGUGAUAAAUGAUAGGUAUAACCAGCCGGAAUUACGCUUCUAUUUACAUUUUUUGUCAGUUAGAUCAAUCAAUUCGUGACUAUUUUUACAAAAUUUUAUUGGGAGGAGCGUGGAGCCAAAAAAUAACAAAUGCUUUUCAUUGGCUGCACUUUGAUAAAUUUUGAAAAUAUGGCUCUUGAUACUAAGAAUAAGUAAAGUAGCCAGUGGUGAACGAUUGCUUUUUUCUUCGUUUCGUUUUGUUUAUGUUUGUUUGUUUUUGUUGCUUUUUUUGUCCUUUCUCGACAUAUUUAUUUGCCAAAAGAGUUUCAAACCUCACAAAAAAUGUUCACAAGUAUUUACAAAUAUAACCAUUAUUCCAAUAUGAUAGAUAUGCUUUUAUCCUUUGCAAAUCUGACAGCAUGGGUUCAGUUUCUAGCCAGCUCCAAGAUAUGUGUCGAUUUGUUAAGCAGCGGUUCGAGAAAGGUGAUGAAGAAUUCUCUAGACUGGGAAAACUCGAUUCGAAAUCAAGGCGUCCAUCUAUCGCCGACGUAUUGACAGGUAAAAUUAUAGUGUGGGACUGUUAUUGUUCUCCAGUCAUAGAAAGUGUUUGUAUUAUAUUAGCUGUAUAAUUAGUGUGCACAAUCACUCUUAGGCCCGGCUGUCUACACUUCGCAGGAUAAAAUGUAUAACAAACGCAACUAUAUUUAAAUGGUUGGGCUUACCAUGCACAUUUAUCCAGACCGAAAUUAUGAAACGCCCCCGUUUUCAAUAUAAUGAACAACAGUUUCGUGGCAAGACGAGUAAGUUGGGUAUGAAAAGUUGUGUUUUCAAAUAUAUGGGGCCUGGUGAACCAGGCCUUAGGUACAAAAGUGAAAAAACGGACUUUAAAGGGGAACCACAAUUAAUGGUAAUCCAUUAGUUUUCCUUGUGGCCCACAAGUUUUAAUUAGAAUCCCAACUGGCCGGAGGAAAACCAGUUGGCUCAAUAUUAGGGAGCUAAUAAGCAACGACGACGGCAAAGGCAAUGAUGACGUUUCCAAAGAGUGAAUUCUGGCUGUUUCAUACUUCAUCGCUCUUAUUCCAACUCUUUUAAUUUGUCAAAUGUUGGCGAUUUUUUCCAGAAGUUGAAUUCUAAAGGACCUUGUCAUAUUUCAGAAAAAGAAAUAGGAAGUCGUUGCCUUGUGUUCACGUCCUCGGUAAGACGUGAAAUUGGGCAGUUUCAAGUCGUAGUCGUGCAGAGACGGCAAGGAAAUGUACAAAAAGGCGUGAUGCACGUGCAAAGUUAUUUUGCUAAUCUAAACUUAUUGCUUUUUUGCCGUUUUCAUUGUCGUCGCCGUCGCCGUCGCCGUCACCGUCGUCGUAGUCCAGUUCCGCCCUCGCCCCCUCCCUAUGUCACGCAACGCCGGGAGAGAGAGGGGGUCCCUCUCUCUCCCGCUCUCUCCCGGUGUUGCGUGACAUAGAGAGACGGGACGAACCUGGACUACCGUCGUCGUUGCCCAAGCUCCCUAUUUGCGAGAGUCACCGUGGAGAUAAGCUCGGGACUGCCGAGAACAAAUCCAGCUAGCUGUUAGGGUGGGGAUUGAACUCGGGGCCUCCGGAUUGCAAUUUCAGCGCUCUUAUACCACUACAUGAGAAAUUUCUGCAAUUUGAUUGGCUUAAAGCAGUGGUAUUUCAGCUUAAUUUGAAAACCUAGUAGUAUAAUCAAAUAAUAGCACGAUUUGUACCUGAUAUUUGGGUGUAAAUAUCACUCGUGAUAUUUCAAAUUGACUCAAAUGUCACUCUCCUAACGGCUCGUGAAAUAACGUAUAACAAUUUUGAAAUGUCACUCGUGGUAUUUAUACCAAAUAUCACUACAAAUCAUGCUAUUACCUAUACUAACCACUCAGCCACGCUGCCUCCUGAAUACAGUGAUGAAAUUCUUAUGUCACUUUUAAUUUCUAAUAAUUUAUCAGUUAUUAUUAUCAUUUUAAUAUGUCAGGUUUUCAUAGUUAGAUAGUCCACAACGGUUUUAUCCUUGAAAUAUGGAACAUUAUAACUUAAAUUCAUGUUUGUUACGUGUUAUUAAGGUGGCUCGAUAUAGUUUUUAGGGUCAAUACCUCUCAAGUUUGAGCAUAAACUACGUCGCCAUAAACAAAAAUUUGGAAAAUUGUCACCACAGUUGUAUCAGGUAAAGACAAAAAUUUGUUAUGAUCGAGGUUGCAAUGAUAUCGGAGUUGUCAUAGCAACGAAAUGACGCUAUUACCUAUUUUACUUGCAGCAGUAUUUCUCGGCACUGGGAACUGUUCUUCCAAAAUCGUUUACGGGAGCUUUUCCUCCAAUAGCGGCCUCGAUGUUCGUGAAGUGUAAGCGAAAUUCUUAAGAGCGUUAUCGAGAUGUUUGGGGGUAAAGUUUUAUGGCUAGAAAUACGAUAAAAGAUGGACAAUCUUGAUGUUCGGCUGUUAUGUGCAAUAAACGAAACGCUUUUGACAUGCAAUUUCACCUCAUAGUAGUUUCAAUCUUUUUGAAAACGUGUUUGCGGUUUGCAAACAUUUUGGUCUACUUUAACAAAUUAGCCAAUAAUUUUUAAGAUUCUUGAGAUUAACCUUACAUUUAUAUCACCAUUUAGUUUCAAGAUUGUUGAUAUAUUGUAAGGCUGUAAAAUAAGGGCUACAAUACGCUAAUAUUUUGUCAAACAUUUUGUGUUUACAAGUGAGAGCCUCUCAUUUUUCAGGGUAUUGUCUCCAAGUUCCAUAUUUUCGUGCACAACAAUAGCUAGCAUUUUUGCAUAUUUCAAAUGCAUUGUUAGUUAGUGCUGUUCACGUGAAAAUGAAACUUGGAGACAAUACCUUGAACAAUGAGAGGCUUUUACUGCUAAUUACGAAACUUCUAGCAAUCGGCUGGAGCUAUCUCCACGAUCUUUCACACACGUUUUUAAAAAGAUUGAAACUACAAUGAGAGGAAAUUGCAUGUCAAAAGAGCUUCGUUUUCUACAGAUAAUGGCCAAACAUCAAGUUUGACCAUUUUUUACUGUGUUUGUAACCAUAAAAACUUCAGCCCAAAAUAUCUCGAUAACGUUCUUACAGAUUUCGCUUAAACCUCACGAACAUCGAGGCCGCUAUUGGAGGGAAAAGCUCCCGUAAAAGAUUUUGGAAGAACACUUGGCAGUGCCAAGAAAUACUGCUGCAAGUAAAAUAGGUAAUAGCGUCAUUGCGUUGCUAUGACAACUCUGCUGUCGUUGCAACCUUAAUCAUAACAAAUUUUCAUCUUUAUCUAAUACAACUGUUGAUGCCUGUGCCGGAGGCCAAGGAAAGUUCUUCCUCAACUCGCCCAGGUUUGUUUGUUCUUUUGGUCUUUUUUUGGACAGUCUUGGCACAGUUUGCCCGUGUCUCGUCCUCCACCUUGCAUAGGUGCUGGUGCAUAUCUAUAGAAAAAACAGCAAUGGUAACGUUCUUUCCAAAAUUCUACGACGUUUUGAACAGAUGCUUAGAAGGGAUUUCAUCGAAUUCCAGAUGUGAUAGUAUAUACGGCAACGGCUCACGCUGAUACUUCGUGAAAGCUAUGGACUCGUGCGAGGGAUAGGGCGGCCGGGAGGGAGAAAGGUGGAGUUUUGGCAGUUGGAGUGACUAUGAGGCUUAAUAAACAUCGGCUUUCCUUCGCGUGAUACUAUCGUCUUUAAAUUUGUUGCUCCUAACAGAGAGACGUCUCUCUCCUCUCGCCACAAGACCAGUGAAGACCGCUAGCAAAGAUAGUUCAAAGAAAUCAUCUGAAGAACACAUAACAGAUGUGCGAGCGAGGCAGUCGCCUCAUCUAAAGAGUAAUCAACAGCGUACUUUCGUUCCGGACUUCCUUGUUGCUUGGCAGGUAACUAGCCAUAUCACACGGUAAUAAACUAAGAUUUACAGCUUAAGGUUCACGUGUUUCCUAGGACAUGAUGUAUGGGUAAGAAGAGUCAAAAUAUAACUUGCGGUCACAAAAUAUGGGUUCUUUGAGAUGAAAUAACAAAUUAAGGGGUUCCCCUUGUUGUAUCCAAAAUUAAUUUGCGAAAAACAUAGACUCAUUUAGCAUAGCGUAAAACUGCCUUCAGUGGUAGUAGGUAAUUACUUGUUUAAUACUUACGGACAUGAUUAGUGACCAGACAAAAUGUAGGUGUAUACUUUCUUUGCACUGUUGUGCAGCGUGGCCGAGUGGUCAGCGCGUCGGACUUGCAAUCCGGCGGUCCCGGGUUCGAGUCCCGCUCUGGCCACUUGCUGGAUUUGUUCUCGGUCGUCGCGAGUUCAAAUCCUCGGCCACGCUUUUAAAUAGCCAACUGGCUGCCUCCUGUCAGUUGGGGUUUUAAAUCCUGUUAUGACGUUAUAUUUGAAUUAUUCGUUUCCUAAGUAUUUACUGAUUGUAAAGCGCUUUGGAUCACUAAGAGAAAGGCGCUAUAUAAGUGUAUAUUAUUAUUGUUAUUAUUAUUAUUAUUAUUAUUAUUAUUAUUAUUGUGAAGUAUUUGAAAUGAAAGGUUGAUUAAUAUUUUAUUAUUAGAAUUUUUUUAAUCUUCUAGAAAUUUUUAACUGAAAAGUAUGAAAUAUUAUUAUAUUAUAGAUUGUGCAAAACAAAAUUUGAGAGUACAGGAAUUAUGAUAUUGAACCGCCUCGUCCUCUCUCUCACGAUGCACAAGGGACGGCGGAACGGUGAAAAUGGGCAAGGCGCACUUCAACCCCCUUUCUGCCUCUUUCAAUGAUGCCUGGCGCUUGAUGUCGCUUGAUGUCAAUCACUUGUCUCGUCUAGCGCGAGAGGGUUGGAGUAGGUUAGGAUUCAGGACAUGACAUGAAAAGGGCAUGAAAAACAAAAAUUAAGAACCACUUUUUUUCUUGGAUGAUCUUCCUUAGUCGAAGUUUAGUCAAUUUAAAAGUGGCCAAAUUGCAACUGAUUUUUUGCACAGUUUUGUUAGUCAUCAUUAUUGUAACCAUAUGAUUGUAGUAUGAUUUUUAACAAACCCUUCAUGGAUGAUUGAACGUUAAAUCUGUUCAGUUUUUCAAUUAAAUAGCCUUUAUAUAGAAGUAAACAGGAGAGAAGCUGCUUUAUUGGGUUGCUGUACAAUGUUUGGGAUUCCAUUAACAAUAAAUACUAUAAUUUAUUCUCCAAAGGAGUCCUUCCCAGGUUACGAUCCGCCAUCAUACACCGCACAAGGAAUUCAAGCAUCGUCGACCUGGGCAGACCCUGACAUUAUGGAGUAAGCAUCUGUUUUUUUGGAAGUCAAGUUUUUUCGUUGAUUUUACUAUGGUCACUUUGAUGACGAUCGCGGCAUUUCUACCGUUUUUUUGUUUUCCAUCAUGAAACAAAUCUCAACGAGAAUAAUGAACAUACAUUUCUUCUGACCACAAGCGAGGUUCGACAUGUAGCAUGCAAUCAUAAAUUCCCGCACCCGGGAACGAGUUUGUCGGCACCGUUGCGUGACCUUUACUUUUUAAGUAGAUUUGAAAAGCUUUCGGAAAUCAACAGCUACAAGCAACACGGUGGUUUAAACUUUGAACAGAAAAAUAACAACCUCAGUUUUGACGGACAUUGCUCAGUUCUUGAAAAUUUCUCAACUGAGAAAAGCAAUUGAAAGCUAAUUAGUUCUGGAAAGGCUUUUGAUCGCUGUCAAUCAGUCUAUGUCACAGAGGUAACUUAAAGCCGGUACGAUAUUAACUAUGUCUUGUCUUCACUUUCAGCCCCAGUAACUCAAGUUUAGUCAUCAAAUUUAAUUGCGACGAAAAUGGGAUAAACAGACGGAGCUAUUGUAGGAAGAUUGAAGUGGUCGAUCGGUUGCCUAGGUAAAAACCUGCGCGCCUAGUUUUUUUUUUUUUAUCUUAAAACGUUCAGUGAGGUAGACAGGUAACGUGGUUUGUAGCACAUUUUACAAAGCAAAAAUCGGUCGAUAAGGAUAGGGCAAAAUGAGUACAAUCACAGUGAUGCAUUUGUCCUGCCCUUUCCCAUGUUUGCAAGUUCAACGAACAGCGUUUUGCAGUGUUAAAUAACGAUUACAUCAAAACGCAGCUUCUCAUUGCCAAUGGCAGAAAAUAUCAUCUCAUCAAUCGGUACCAAAAACAGAGCAAUACACAGACGGAAUGGUGUAGAAGGUUGAUGUCUGCGCUAGUAUACUGCGGCACGUCUCUCACUUCUUUGGUUAAAGAGCAGGCUUCAUUCUAGGUUCCUUCUCACCCAUGGAGAGUCUGUUCUACUUAACACAACGUGUUGCACACAAUCAGAUUGUUUAAAAGACCCUUCUUUAUUAUCGGGCGAGAGUUUGCCAUCACUUUUUCACUGUUGCGUUGAAGGGUAAAUUGAAGGCAUGAUUUAUUGUUGGAGCAAGACCACUAUUAUAGCACAUUGAAACGUAUCAACAGAGGAGAAUUGGAAUGUAUCAAAAGGGUGGGGCAGUGGUAAAAGCACUCCCCCACUACCUGCAACGCGGCCUGAGUUCGAAUUCCAACUGCGCAAUAUUAUUAAAAACUGUGCGGUAGUUCUCUCCGAGUAUUCUCCUUUUCCCAUCUCCUGAAAAUUCAUUCCAAUUUCUAACUCGAUCCGGAUGAUAGACGAAGAACCUCACUGUGGAUGUGCUAAAUAUGCCACUAAUUCGUUAAUUAAACAUUGCCUAGAUAACAGUCUAGAGUGAAUGAUUGUUCCACUUCAGAAAGAAUUUUUUCGAGUUUCCGUUUUGUCGAUGAAAUUCCACCAUCAGUCAUUAGGAGAAAUCUUCUACACAAAGUUGGUUUGAAGAUCAGUGGGUUGUCUGAAUUGAAUCAAACCAGUUUUGAUUGUAUGUAAGCUUUUUCGGGUAUUUCACAAGAGACGAACUGUCGCUGCUGUCGGUUACCGCAGCGCUUUGCCUAGUGCGUUGCGAGCUUAAUGAUCCAGGAGCACUGGGAUGUAAAACCCAAAAAUAAGCAAGGAACAAUGCACAGUCCAAAUGGAAUGUAAUUAGCUAAAUGAAGCGGGAGUAUACAAUCUAAGUAUAUCAGUGAUGUAACUUCAGCCUGUUAAGAAGAACAUGGUAAAAUGUACAACCCAAAAUGGCAAACUAUGUUGCUGAUGGUUCCUGGGAUCCAGUAUAAAUUACCCAGCAGAAUCAUACUUGAAGCACUACAAAGGUCAACUUUGCAAGUAUGAAACACCUGACCCCAUAACUAUUCAGAUAGUUACUCAUCAUGAAACCUAGCUUUCUCCCAAAACCCGCUUCAGUAGGUUUUCCUAGUACAAAUCAUUAGCACAGAAGGUUGGGAAAAUUGUUUUCUCCAUUAGAUCCUAAAUAAGAUACAAACUUGUUGCACUAGAUCAUCUAAGCAACUGGAAGGAUACUAAGAUAUGAUCUUGCUUUCUUGGUUUCAGAAACCCAGUUGGCAGAACUGGUCUCUCAGGACGUGGUUUGUUUAGUCGAUGGGGACCCAAUCACGCCGCUUACCUUAUCAUCACAAGGUCGAGUCUUUUGUAAUAGGUAGAUUUAGCAAAGACAAAGAAACUGCAAAUGAAAACCCUACCGCACGCAGAUAGGGCUGAACGCGACUUUCGGUGCUCGAUUUGCCGUCAAGUCGGUUUUUAGAUCUGCGCGCACUGUCGUCGCGUCGUCUUUGCUAAAUCUGCUUAGUUUACGAGGGAAGAUAUUAUAUAGCUUCUUCAAUGCAGGAUGAAACGACUUCUGUGUUCUGAUGAGCUACCCGAGCGGGUAAGACGGGCCUUUAUUAUAUGCCUGAAUCCGCGGGCGGGCAAGAUAAAGCGAAUCCUGCGUUUUGAUUGGCUACUCGAGUUGGCGAGAUGGGCCCAUUUUGCCCGCUCGGGAUUGUACGCGUUGGUCCUGCAAGAAAAACAUCUCUUUUUGGCCAUAUAAUAAAUCCUUUAUUUACCAAGCUUGUUCUGGCUUUGUUUGCGUUUCUAUCGACCUCGAGAACUCGACUAAUAUCCAGCCAUCUUGACCUCGCACAGUUUUAUAUCAAGAGCAAAAUAUUUUCUGUUUUGCAAGUUAUAGAUUCAGCUACUUUAUGUUCUCUUAAGGUGCGUUGUUCUUUUCAGUUUCUCUGGGAACGUGUGCAAUGGACCUUACUUUACGAGCCACGACUCCUGCGCUUAAUGAUUUUCCACCUUUUCUAAUGCUGUGAUCCCGAAGAUGGACGUGCUUUUGCAAACUUUGCGACCACUACAACAUGAUUUGUUUUUAUGGACAUCUUUCAUACAUUAAUUCAGUUAUUAAAUCAUUAUUAUUAAAUUAUCCAUUAAUUCUUUUUAAUGCUUUGCUCGUGUAAAUAAGCAAUCCUUUUUUCCUAUUUUUUACUUUACUAUCUAGGUGGAAGAUGGACGAAAAUAAAACGAUUGUGCAAGAGAAGGGCAAACAAGUUCUGGAAUUUUUGGCUAUUAAAAGUCUAAAGGAUGUGAAAUGGGCAAUGGGGUUGAAGUAUGUUCUUCAUGUCCUCCUUUGUUGAAUGUACAAAUGGAGUUACUAGAAGCUAGAGGGAACUUUGAUUAGUAAGCCUAGAUUUUUUCGGGUGAUAAUUCUUUCUCUGACUGUCAGCCUUCAACGGAGCUCAAGAAUACGAAAACGGUAUAUUUCUUGUCUUUCCAUUGCCAAAAAGACAAAUUGCUUUUGCUCCUUGUAAAAAUAAGUAGUGGGAUAUAAUUGUUUAGUAAAUUCCUGUUAUGUUGUUUCGACACAGACGGAAGUCCAGCAAAGAUGGAAACAAGCAAGGCAAGAAUUAUCUGGAGUCAAUGCCCGUUGAAAAUCCGGAGGCGAACUUGGAGUGGGAGAUUCCUGGGGUGAGGUGCAUCAUUAUGAUAUCUGUGGCACUAGCGCAGUGCUUUAGCAGGUCAUAAUAAAGUAGAGCUAGCGAGCGAAGGUUACAAAAGGUUACGCGGAAGAGGGGCUUAAGUCUCUUCAGGCCACUUAGGGCAUUACUAUCUAAUUAAAUAUGCAUAUUUUGAUAAAAUACAAUUUAGAACGGUUUACUUUUAUCAAUGAUCCUGAAAAUUGGACUACAAAUGUAGCUUAAUGGUCUUAGCAAUAUUUGACAUUUUAGAAGUUCAAAUUCUCGUCGCGUGACUGAUAAUUGGGAAUUAACGGGCAAAAAUAUGUAAUCUCAAAUGGGGAAAGGAUAAUGAAAGAGCAACAAGUUCUUUUAGGUUCCUUUCUAGAGGCUAUUAAUAAGGUUCUGAAAAAUUCUCCCUGUAUGUGUGUAUAGGUAUCAGUAAAUAAAAGGAACAGGGUCACGUGACUUGUUGAUUAGUGAAAUAGCUUAUAGGAAAAAUAACAUUUCCAAUCAUACAAGGCGAAUUUACGAUUUACAUUGUUUAUGUAACAUUUUGGUGGUGAAAAUUCCUAAGGUUAAGAUUUGCUACCCUCCCCGUUUAGGAAAACGUUUUUUUUGUGACGAGGCAAUGUCACGUGUUAUUGAAAUCACGUUUUACUCGUUUUUUUUUUUUUUUUUCAUUGAGCCACAUUUGUAGUUCACUUUUCAGGAUCACUGAUGGAAGCAAACCGGUUUAAAUAGCAUUUAAGAAAAUAUGCAUAUUUCAUUAGGUAGUCAUGCCUUAAGUGGCCUGAGCAGCUCACAAUUUGCUGUGUUUCAUAAAGGAACUAUGUUACGAAAUUUAGAAUUAUUAAGACACCAAACUAAGAGAAGCAUAAAAAUAAACCGUUAAAACACCAAAGAAAGUUUUAAGUAACAAAGCAAAUACAAAAGAAGACACGGUUGGACAAAAGUGAAGAAGACCAAAACGGAUUGUAAUCGGGGUUUUUUAAUAGUUGUUAGCCUAACAUACUGUUUUUAAAAGUCAUCUCUAUCGUUUGUAGCUUGAAAUCUAAUGCUAGAAACGCAUAUUUGUUUGUCACGAAGAUGAACUAACUAGUGAUUCUUUCGCAAGCGUUAAUUAUGAUACUGGGCGAUCUAGUAAGGGCGAGUAAUGGGCAAUUCAAAACACAAUGGACUGGAAGAAGUUGCCAUUUGUAAGCUUUAACCUCAAAGUUUGUUCUACGAAAAAGAGAUUGAUGGAAUUUUUUCCUUUUUCAGGGUAUGAUCAUGGUUGGGGAUUCAGUGCCGGAAGCAUUGACAACGUCAUUGAGGAACACCGUUGUCCCAUCUCUUAAACCCAUGAUCGCCAAAGAUACUUUGGAAGGUCAUCUCCAUACAAUAAUCCAAAGUGCCAACGAGGUAGUUUUAGAAAAAAUAAUAAUUUUUGUUUGCUAUUCUUUGAUGAUUUGGCUGUAAUGAGUCCUUUAAAAACUCAGAGGAAAGGAAGGCUUUUAAUUUUGGGUUCCAAUAGGACAAUUGCACGAUGACGUCAUUUGACUACAACUACCAGAAUCCUUGAGUUUGUUGUUUUCUUAUGCAAAUUAAGGCUAUUGUUCUGUAAUCCUCAGCGGGAUUGACAAAUUUAAAUAACAAAGCAAAACCGAAAUGAAUUGUGGUAGUUGUAGUCAAAUAUCGUCAUCGUGCAAUUGUCCUAUUGUGUAGGGGUUUGACUGGAUGUAUCAGCACCUCUUACCCAUGUUAAUGUUUUCUGCGGCGUUAGUGCUAUACUUUUGAGCCCUAACUUGGGGUUAAUUUACGAUGUAAGGGUAACGGGAAGUUUCAUGAGAUAAGGACAAAAGGCUGUGACGUCAGCAGCGCUCCUGUAUUACACCGCAAGAUAAUUAAUCCCGCCUCAAUUUAUUCAUGAGAUAUCAGACAAAAGGCCAUGACGUCACAGAAUUUUAAAAUGUAUUCCACAGGAUAUUAAUGAGAUUCCACUGAAUUUCAUCGGUGCUAUACUACUCGUACAUUCUUUUUACUGAACAACGUCGUAACCAUAGCCAUCGAUCAUCAGCAGUUUUAAUACUGCGUUUUCAUAAGCUACAUUACGCUGUUUUCGCUUUCAUCAUUGCUUACGAAAUCUUGUGUCACUUUCUCGACAAUCAGAAAUAAAGCUUAUAUAUGCCAAUCUUGAUUUCACCCGUUCGUGUAAGACUCUACGUGUGUUAUAUUAGAGUGAUUAGCUCUGCCUUUGAAUUCGCUCCAUAAAAUAAAAUAUCCGGAUUGCAGGUUUACAAAGGAUACGUGGAUGACCCCAGAAAUACAGACAAUGCCUGGCUAGAAGCAGUGGUGCUCAACUUCCAUGAUGAUACAAGAACAGCACUUGGCGAUUUCGAAUUUGAGGUACGAUGACCGUCACUAAUAGAUGUGAAAUGAAGAGUCAUAAUAUGAAUUUAGAAAACGAUAUGUACAGUUCAAAAGCCCCGUGCAAACGGGCGCAACAUUGUUGGCCAAAAACUCCCAAAAUUGUUGGAUGCUACAUGUUGCGUCCGUUUGCACACCCUGUUGCAUAUUGUUGCAUGUUAUUGCGUGUUGUUAUGAAUUCUUGCAUCCGUUUGCACGCCACCGCCCACACGGACGGGACAACUCCCAACAUUGUUGGCCCACGUAGCUUAAAGUCAUCUCGACUCGAAUAAAAUUUCAUGUUUUGAAGGCAAUGUUUGACAAAGAAGUAGACAGUUCGUCCCAUGAAUGUCGUGAAAAUUUUUCGCAGGAAGACUAUGCUGCUUAACUCUACUCAUUAGAAUCUGAACUGCAUUUUCUUUCCUCUUAGGACAAAGUGGGUGACUGCAGUGUUAACUGGCAAGAAGUGAGCGUUCAAAUCAACGUGCAACCCAAUCUCUCAUUUAUCUUGCACAAGGUGGCCACGUUAAAUAACGCAUUCUUUUGA